This is a messenger RNA of Dunckerocampus dactyliophorus (ringed pipefish), 2935 nucleotides long. It is a transcript of the gene brd8b, whose product is annotated as bromodomain containing 8b. Gene Ontology annotation, cellular component: NuA4 histone acetyltransferase complex. The record is from RefSeq and is a predicted model, not a curated record. Lineage: Eukaryota; Metazoa; Chordata; Actinopteri; Syngnathiformes; Syngnathidae. The transcript is spliced from 19 exons. Gene Ontology annotation, molecular function: protein binding. The coding region runs from base 72 to 2396 and encodes 774 amino acids.
UAGCGUAACUUGUGUACCCCUGAAACGUGUCCGGCGGAAGUUGGGCCCUCGGCCUUGUUGUCACAAAAGAAAUGGCGAGCGGCAUAGGCAAACAUAAGAUUCUGAAUGUGGGGCCAACUGAACCUUGGUCAGUCAGGGAAAAACUGUGCCUGGCCUCCUCUGUUAUGAGGAGUGGUGACCAAAACUGGGUGUCUGUAAGUCGAGCCAUCAAGCCUUUUUCUGAGCCUGGUCGCCCACCUGACUGGUUCUCUCAGAAACACUGUGCCUCACAAUAUUCUGAGCUGCUAGAAGCCACAGAAGCCCCUAAGCGUAAGCGUGGUGAGAAGGGCGAGGUGGUUGAGACCAUUGAGGAUGUCAUUGUUCGCAGGCUGACUACUGAGAGGAUAGAGGAGCUGAAAAAACUACUACGAGACACGCAAGAACAGUACAGGAAGUUGAAGAAAGAGGUGGAUCUAAUACAGACAGGCCACAUGGACCCCCAGCUGAAGGAGCUGUGGGCAGAGAUCACACUAAAAAAGAAGCAAGAUGAGGAGGAAGCAGAGCAGAAGAGGAAAGCAACAGAAAUGGCAUAUCAAGCUCGACAGGCGAUUAAAAACACCCCCAAACGUCUGCCGAGUGUCACUGUUCGUUCUCCUCUGGGUGCCAGCCCUACUGGCAUGGACUCCCAGACUGACUCCUCCGUCCCCACACCGCCCAUGGACCCUGCGGCCAUUGCUUCAGAUGACACCAGUACCCACACUGUCCAAGGCGUAGGGGUUUUUCUCCCGGUGACAGACGCCCCUUGUCUGAAAGAUGGAGGGCUGGCCUCUCUAGUAGAUGACUCCCCACAGAAGAGGCUUCUGCCACAGAAGGCCACACCUCCGCCUUCUCCUCUCCUAUCAGAACUGCUGAAAAAAGGCAACCACAUCUCGGCCAGCACCCGCCUUGUUGCUGACGGAGACUCCUCUGGAAGCCUUAGCAAUGGAUUACAGACUGCUGCUUCAGUCACCACGCCAUUACCAUCUGGCCAUGAUGUCAUCACAGAGGGGGAAGUCGAAGCUGCAGUGAAGGCUGAGCUUGGUGAGGAGACCGGAUUAGUUGAGGAGGACCUUGUAGCUGUAUCUUACAUGGGAGAUGAACUGGAUCUGGACACUGUAGGAGACAUCAUUGCCAUCAUUGAGGAGAAGGUUGAUGACUCGGUGGAGGCUUUGGAUGCAGCAGCAGUGGAAGCAGCUCUGUCUCUGUGUGAAGAGGCUGUCUCAGAAGGCCACACCCUCCCGGGUCCCUGGGAGACUCAGGAAUUAAAAGAAUCAGACCAGACAUCCACAGUCGAAGACCCUGACCACAUACAGGACCCUUGUGAUGUGACGAGUCUGUCCAUCCCAACCCCUGUCGGCGUGGAGACGCAGAGUCAGCCAGAAACUCCAAACACAGAGGAACAGGCCAAGGGAAAUUGCGACGAAUCUGUGGCGGAAAAAGAUGUAAGUUUGUGUGGCACCUCAGACGAUUUUGCGGUUGGAGAUGACGUUACAGAAGAGGGCACAGCAGAGAAGGAGGACAUUAAUGCAGUCGUGAAGAGUGAAGCAGACGAGUGGAACCAACCUGAGGCCAACCCGCCCUGCCUAGAUUCUGAGGACAGUUCUGUCUCAGGCAAAGAGUCCAAGGAGGUUAAGGAGGAAGAGGUGGGGAGUGAGUGUGACCCCGAAGAGGGGAUGGAGCUAAAAGAGCAGUGUGGCGAGGGGGAGGGUCCCUAUUUGUCAGAGGUGGAGCGGGCAGCCAGCGAGAGCGAAGAUGGCUACGGGCCGCCUUCUCAACGAUACAUGGCCGAUUCAUUGGCGAGCAGCCCUGCCUCUUCUUCCCAGCUGUCUACAUGCGGUGAGGACCAAGAUGCCGUGCAGGCCCAGAAAAUCUGGAAGAAAGCCAUAAUGCUGGUGUGGAGAGCUGCAGCUAACCACAGGUAUGCCAGCGUCUUUUUACAGCCUGUGUCCGAUGAAAUUGCCCCUGGUUACCACAGCAUUGUACACAGACCAAUGGACCUAUCUGCCAUAAAGAAGAACAUUGAAGCCGGUGUGAUCCGUACAACGGCAGAAUUCCAGCGCGACAUCAUGUUGAUGUUUCAGAAUGCUGUCAUGUACAACUCGUCAGACCACGACGUUUACCACAUGGCGCUGGAGAUGCAGCGUGACGUCCUAGAGCAUGUCCAGCAGUUCUUGGCCACCCAGCUCAUUAUGCAGACCUCAGAGAGCGCCAUCUCCGCCAAGAGCCUCCGUGGCAGGGAGGGAAAUCGCAAACCAGGCGAGCCAGCUGAGAAGGACAUGGUCCCAAUGGCCUCUCCUGCUUUUCUUCUCUCUCUCUUUGAUGGGGGCACCAGGGGUCGCCGUAGUGCGAUGGAGGCCGACCUGAAAAUGAAGAAAUAAACUUGACGCUUUGGAGGCAAAAACCCCGGAAGCAAGGAAGGUGGAAGUGAUGUGUAGCAGUUGAGUAGAGAGGGUCUAUUCAAUCUAUGGGCCUAGCGUGUUAGCAUCUGUGCUAGUGGAGUCGUUUGUUCUAGAUGAGCGUUGUGUGUGGAUGUGUGAUGUGUUUUUGAUAGAGCCGCAUCUCAAUUAGGACCUUGGAUUGUAUUCAGGCUUCUCUUUGGUCAGCCCGGGAAAACGUCCACAUUUUCCCCGUCUUUCCCCGCGCCCUCCCUUUUAAUAAUUUAUUUUAUUUUCAAACGCUAAUGUGGACAGGGAUGAUUGUAGAAGAUGCUGAAAAGAUGAACCAGCUGUGAUGCAAGGGGUGAAAUUGAAUUCUGAAUGACAUUUAAUGAACCCAACAAUCGGUUAGAAAGCAAAAAUGCAUACCUGUUCUGCAUGUUCUCUAUUUUAGGACUUGAAAUUCAAUAUUUAUUGUUUUUUUUUUUUUUUUUUUUUAAAUCUUGUUUGGUAUUUUUUUAUAAGUUGCUAAUUUAAUUAGU